Molecule: messenger RNA, 164 nt
Organism: Dovyalis caffra
Lineage: Eukaryota; Viridiplantae; Streptophyta; Magnoliopsida; Malpighiales; Salicaceae
Source: the annotation of a GenBank genome assembly
GUUGUGUGCAUCCCUUUACAGCCGAUGUUGUUGUCGAUCUUGAUCUUGAUAUUUACAAGAUGGUAUCCAUGAGAAGUGCAUCCCGGGAACAAGAACGAACAACAAUUGAGCACUUACUUCAACCAACUAUUGAUAGUCUAAAGAUUAUCACUUUAAACAACUAG